AUGACCGCAGCUUACAGAUAUGUUUCUUUUGGCUUGCUCCGAUACUCAAAGCUAUUCCUUUUUUUAUCAUACUUUUUAUUACUGUAUUAUGACAGUACUAGACUGUCGCAGAGAGGGCCCCUCUGCGGCAGCCUUGUAUUGAUUUUUGCGCUCUGUUAUUUUUUCUUCAAUUCAAUGAUGCCAAAUAUAACUUAGUUUUUUUAAUUUGCAA
Suillus discolor is the source of this 211-nucleotide messenger RNA. RefSeq lists its product as uncharacterized. Bases 1 to 195 code for a protein of 64 amino acids. NCBI's taxonomy places the organism in Eukaryota, Fungi, Basidiomycota, Agaricomycetes, Boletales, Suillaceae. The transcript has 2 exons. The record is from RefSeq and is a predicted model, not a curated record.